This is a messenger RNA of Microsporum canis CBS 113480, 2925 nucleotides long. RefSeq names its product WD repeat protein. The transcript is spliced from 7 exons. The record is from RefSeq and is a predicted model, not a curated record. Gene Ontology annotation, molecular function: peptidase activity; protein binding. Gene Ontology annotation, biological process: glutathione catabolic process; proteolysis. The coding region runs from base 1 to 2925 and encodes 974 amino acids. Lineage: Eukaryota; Fungi; Ascomycota; Eurotiomycetes; Onygenales; Arthrodermataceae.
AUGCCGCCUUCAAUCAGUCGAACGACGCUGAGGUACGGCAUCAACUACAGCCAGUCUGAAGCCUUUGGCCUCAACAGCAUAGAUACAGGCUUCAGCAAGCUCUCAACAGCUGGAAAUACUAGAUGGACUGUACAAGAUUCUGAUUCAUCGCCGACAACAGAGUCCAGGACAUCCUCUGGAGUAGCACAUCGGCUGCAGGCCACUCGUUCGGUCCUCUCACUAGCUAUUGGCAGAGACUGUGUAUUCGCCGGGCUUCAAGGUGGAGAUAUUGUCGCAUGGUCACUCUCUACUUAUGAGCCCAUCACUUCAGUGGCAGCACACCAAGAGAGUGUCCUUGGGCUUCAUUUGUCCCCAGAUAAGGAGCUCUUGUUCUCUAGCGGCGGAGACUCUACUGUCUGGCGUACAAGGACAUUCGAGCAGUUAUACUCCAUAGAGUCACAUCAUGACCCCGGGGACAUAUUCACUACUGUAUACUCGUCCGAUCGAGGGACUGUGUAUUGCGGUGGCCAGAACACGAGCAUCCAGUGGUGUGAUCUUCAGCAAGGUGAUAUACCAGAAACACUUGCAAGAAACGCCAAUAAGCCGCAUAAGUUUUUUGACUCUACAGGCCCUGGAGCUACGGGACCAAUCUCUAACCCUCGCCAGAACGGUGUUGAGAACCAUCAGGGCCAGAAAUUGUACUUUAGGAAAGACCAGCACAGGCUAUUUGCCCAUAAUGGGUAUGUAUACUGCAUGCGACUCGUUCGAGGCUUGAUCGAAAAUAGUGGCCGGGAGGUUCUAUUGACAGGUUCUGGUGACGGCUCUGUUAAGAUUUGGGAACUUGGCCAAGGCCCGGAUGCGGCACCAAAGGAGCUGUUUACGCUUCAGAAUAGAGAUGAGUCAGUCCUAUCUAUCUCGGUCGAUGGGACGUUCCUUUACUGUGGCCUGUCAGGAGGAGCAAUCAACGUCUGGAAUCUAGAGUCUAGACAGAUCAUAAAAACGAUCUGUAGUCAUACGGGUGAUGUGUGGGCAAUCGACAUCAUUAAAGGAUUUAUCCUCAGCGGCGAUUCAGAUGGCACUGUGAAGAAAUUCAACUCUCGCUUUGAGGACCUCGGAACGUGGACCGCCCAUGAUGGGAAAAUGCUUUCUUCUACGUCCGGAAACGUCAAGAAUAGAUGGAUAUUUGCCACAGGUGGUAACGACAACACCGUUGCCCUUUGGGAUCUAACGGAUGGGAAAACCGAGUCCCAGGAAAUACCCGCCAUUAGCAACGAUGAGAUGGUAAACACAUUGGCGAAAUUUAUCGGCUUCAAAACUAUUUCAGGAUGCUCAGAUUUUGCGGGUGAAUGCAACCAGGGAGCAACCUUCCUCCGCAGACACUGCAAGUAUCUAGGGGCUCAAACGAAACUACUCGGAACAGGACAAAAGAAAAAUCCCAUUGUAUUUGCGAAAUUUCCCGCUAAUUCGUCCACAAAAAAGGACAAAUCCAUUCUUUUCUAUGGCCAUUAUGAUGUCGUCGGCGCUAGUGCAAGUCACCCUAAGUGGAAUACCGACCCAUUCCACUUAACUUCUCUAAACGGGUACUUGUAUGGCCGUGGGGUCUCAGACAAUAAAGGACCAUCCCUUUCUGCCCUUUACGCGGCCGCAGAACUAUACCAGCUAAAGCAGCUGUCAUAUAACGUUGUAUUCCUCAUCGAAGGAGAGGAAGAAUCUGGUUCCCACGGAUUUCAACAGGCCAUCCGUGAAAACAAAAGCCUGAUCGGUCCUAUUGACUGGAUUCUUCUGGCUAACAGUUACUGGCUAGAUGAUCACAUUCCUUGCCUAACGUAUGGGUUACGAGGGGUGAUACACGCAAACAUAGUGGUAUCAAGCAACCAGCCGGAUCUCCACAGUGGAAUUGAUGGAAGUUCGCUCCUUGAUGAACCACUUAAAGACUUGACAUUGCUUCUAGGAACAAUCGUCGGGCCCAAGGGGGCCAUCAACCUUCCUGGCUUUUAUGAUCCUGUUUUACCUUUAUCACCAGCUGAAAAGGCACGCUAUGAUGCUAUUGCCGAAGCACUAUUACCGCAUCACCCCGAAAUUAAAAACUUUGAAUCGUUUACGAAAUCCCUUAUGCAUCGUUGGCGCGAACCAUCACUUACUAUCCACUGCAUUGAUAUCCCUAGCUGCAAAAAGUCAACCACUACUAUAUCAAGGAAGGCCAAAGCGGCGCUAUCCAUCCGUAUAGUACCGAACCAAGAUGCAGACAAAGUGGCAGAGGACUUCAUUAACUACGCUCAAUCCCAAUUUGCCGAGUUCAAUUCCCAAAAUACUCUUACCGUCGAAAUAACCGGAACGGCAGAUCCGUGGCUUGGAGACCCAGAUAAUGAGCUAUUUGAAACUCUUUCUCGGGCUGUGACGUCUGCAUGGACCAAGCAAAGCAACGGUGAUAAGGAUUAUAGCUAUCCUCCGCCAGAUAAAUCAAAACUACGAUCUCGCCCUGGGCCAUUCCAUACCGAUUCCUCGGACAGUACAUUGAACAUGGAGCAUAUCCUUACCUCUUCAUCCUCGCCCAAGUCACCUGCUUCGGGGCAGAAACAGUACAUCCCCACGUCUUCGACAUUAGUCGAUCCAUCAGCCACCUCUACCUCAAAUAGCGCCAAAGAUGCUCCAAGCCCGGAUACCGAAAGAGAACAGUCACCUACAUCUCAAGAGAAAGUAUCGGGCCCCGCCACUAUGAAAGCCCAGACAGGUUAUAACGGUAGUAGCCCCAUGAAGCCCAUUUACAUACGUGAAGGAGGAUCUAUUCCUACCAUCCGCCUCUUGGAGAAAGAACUUGGUGCUCCAGCAGCGCAUUUACCUUGCGGCCAAGCGAGUGAUAAUGCCCAUUUAGAUAAUGAACGAUUAAGGAUCCAAAAUUUGUACAACAGCCGUGAGAUUUUCAAGAGCAUGUUUUCUGGAAUUUAG